UACGCGCGCCUAGGAGAUCGUCGGGAGGGGCCGACGAGGGAAGCGAGCUGCUAGCGAAGUGAAGAGAGGCUCGUCGCACGGACCAGCGAGGAAGCAUGAUCCUUGCAGGCCACCAUCCCGGAAGUGGACUUUAGAAGAAGAAAGUGAUAGGGUUGCUGGGGGUCAGCAAGUUUCUCUAGAUUCUAGGUGCAGGUUCGCACAGAACUUUAUGUGGCAAGUUUUGGCCAGGAGGGACUCAGAGGUUUAGUCAUCUCACUUGCAGGAGCUAGCUUCUCUGCUGAGCCAUACUUGUAAGUGGUGGGGCAGAAGGUGGCUCAGGAUGAGCCUCGGGGCUUCUGGUAAGAGUCCAAACUAGAAAGCCUGCCUGUGCUCUCCUCGGUGGCGAUCUUAAAUAUGGGCUGAUACCCAUCUAUCCAUCAUGGCUCAGCGGGCAGUGUGGCUCAUAAGCCACGAACCGGGAACUCCAGUUUGUGGCACCGUGAAAUUCUCAAGGGAUCACCAAAACCCAAACCUAUUGCCAUGAAGUCGAUUGCGACUCAUAGCGACCCCAUGGAAGCAGACUGCCACAUCGUUUCUCCCGAGGAGCAGCUGAUCGAUUUGAACCUCCAACCUUUGGAUUAGCAGCCCAGCGCUUAAAUUUAUUGUUGUUGUUGAACUGAGGAUGAAUAAUAUUCUUUAGUCUUUGGUGCAUCAGCCUCAUUGGUCCAUCCGAGACGGUAUCCAACUGUGGAAAAACGAGCCAGAGUCUUCAAUGGAACAAGUUAUAUGCCUAUUCCUGAAGACGGCCCCUUCCUUAGAGCACUACUGUUUGAACUUAGAUUAUCCGAUGAUGAUAAGGACUUUGUGGAGCGCCGUGAUAGCUGUUCACACAUCAAUAAGACAUCUGUCUAUGGACUCCCAGUAGGAGGUGGAGAACUUUGGCCAGUUGUUGCUUUUCUAAAGAAUGGCAUGAUAUAUGCUUCUGUUCCACUAGUUGAACAAACUUUAUCUCCUCGUCCACCAUUAAUUAGCAUUAGUGGAAUUUCACAAGGCUUUGAACUUCUUUUUGGGGUGCAGGAUUUUCUUUACUUGGGUCAAAAGAAUGAUGCUGAGCUAAAUACAAAACUGAGCCAAUUGCCUGACUUACUUCUACAGACUUGUCCAUUUGGUACUUUGUUAGAUACCAACUUACAGAAUUCAUUAGAUAAUACUAAUUUUGCUUCUGUGACUCAACCACAAAAACAGCCAGCCUGGAAGGCUGGAACAUACAAAGGAAAACCACAAAUUUCUAUUUCUAUCACUGAAAAGGUAAAAUCCAUGCAAUAUGAUAAACGGGAUGUAGCAGAUAUGUGGCAAGUCAUUGGAGCUGUAACUUGCAAGUGUGAUUUGGAAGGAAUCAUGCCAAGUGUUACCAUCAGCUUAAGUCUCCCCACCAAUGGAUCUCCACUUCAGGAUAUUCUGGUUCAUCCUUGUGUGACUUCUCUUGACUCUGCCAUCCUGACAUCUAGUAGUAUUGAUGCAAUGGCUGAUUCUGCAUUUAGUGGACCUUACAAAUUUCCAUUCACUCCACCUUUAGAAUCAUUCAACUUAUGCUACUAUACUUCCCAGGUCCCUGUCCCACCAAUUUUGGGGUUUUAUCAAAUGCAGGAGGAAGAAGUACAACUAAAAAUAACAGUUAAUUUAAAACUUCAUGAAAGUGUGAAAAAUAAUUUUGAAUUCUGUGAAGCUCAUAUACCUUUUUACAAUAGAGGUCCAGUCACACAUGUGGAAUACAAAGUUAGUUUUGGCCAGCUCGAAGUAUUUCGAGAGAAAAGCUUAUUGGUCUGGACUAUAGGCCAAAAGUUCCCAAAAUCAAUGGAAAUUACUCUUUCUGGAACUGUAACUUUUGAGGCAAAGAACCAUGAGAAGCAGCCAUUUGACCAGAUUUGUAUUGGAGGCACAGCAUAUGUAAAGCUUCACUUUAAGAUCUUAGAUUACACACUCACUGGAUGUUAUGCGGAUCAGCAUUCAGUUCAAGUGUUUGCAUCAGGAAAACCAAAAAUAAGUACACACCGGAAGCUAAUUUCUUCUGAUUAUUAUAUCUGGAAUUCUAAAGCUCCUGCUCCAAUAGCAUACAGAUCAUUAUUAUUGUAAUUUUCUCGUGUUCAAGUUGGAGAAAUUUAUAUAAUGGUAAAAUAGCGUAAAUGAAAUCAUCACCUUUUAUUUUAACGUGUAUGCUUAUAAACUCUUUUUCGCUGAAGUUAUAAGCGUACACAUAAAAAAGAAAAAGAGGAAGACCCUCAAGGAGAUGGCUUAACACAGUGGCUGCAACAAUGGGCUCAAACACAGCAAUGAUUGUGAGGAUGGUACAGGACUGGGCAGUGUUUGGUUUUCUUGUGCUUAGGAUCGCUGUGAGUUGGAACCAACUCCACAGCACCUAACAACAGCAACAUAAUGCUUAUUACCAGUGUGAGUGAAAAAUCAUUGAUGUAAUUAUAGAAAAUACUGCAGUUUAAUACUUUCAGUCUGAUAUUACUUAAAAGAAUGUUUUAGAGACUAAUGUUUCCAAUUCUGUUACAUUUUUAUUUUACUUGAAGAUGACUCAGAGCAUAAAACAAUAAUGAUUUACUUUAGGCUUCUUUUAGAAAAGUACCAGAUGAUACUGUCACUCAUGUUCCUUCCUGCCCCUGUGGCAGACAUUACUAAUCAAUCACAGUCCUAUGUCUCCACUGAGCCUUCCUGGAUAAGGGUACAGACUCAUUCUCAGUGCAGAACUCUAAGCAGCCAUUACCAAUGAAUUAUAGAUGCCAUGCACGGUAAAAAACUAUUUGCUAAGCAACUGUAAGCCCUAAGCUUCUAGUGUGUUGUUACAGAAUACCAGAACCAGAUUAGAAACAAAUGCAAAUAUCUUGAAAAAACAGCUUAUGGAUCAAAGGAAAAUCGUUUUAACUGUUAACCUCUUCUCAAUCAAAACUGUGCUACUGACUAAUAAAGAAUCUGCAUAAUUCUA
Molecule: messenger RNA, 2968 nt
Organism: Loxodonta africana (African savanna elephant)
Lineage: Eukaryota; Metazoa; Chordata; Mammalia; Proboscidea; Elephantidae
Gene: AP5M1
Product: adaptor related protein complex 5 subunit mu 1
Exons: 9
Coding region: 766-2112 (448 amino acids)
Biological process (GO): endosomal transport
Cellular component (GO): AP-type membrane coat adaptor complex; lysosome; cytosol
Source: RefSeq, a predicted model, not a curated record